UCAGGGGUUCAAUUCCAGGCCUUCUCUUCGUCGUUUCUUCGUUCCUUUGCAUUGCCUUUCGAUCUCUCUAUAAAUUCCCAUUUUUGAUCAAUUGAUCGAGUGGGGGAUCUCUCAGAGUGUGGGAAUUUGGUUUCUAGGGCUUAAAUUUUGGGUUUUUUUUAGUGUUUUUGAUCUGAAUUUAAGGUAAAACGCUAACCCUAACCCCUAGAUCGUAGUCAUGGCGCGGGGGCGCGGCAGGGACGUGGAUGAUGAGGAGGAGGAGAUGGAAGAGGAGGAGAUGGAGGAAGAGGAGGAAGAUGAUGAGGAGGUUGGGGGGAGGGGAGGAGGAGGAGGGAGGAAGCGACGGAGAUCUGAUUUUAUUGAUGAUACUGCUGUGGAGGAUGAUGAUGAGGAGGAGUAUGAGGAUGAGGAUGAUGAGGAGUAUGGUGGUGGUGGUGGUGGUGGUGGAGGUGCUCGGAAGGGUCGGAAAGAGAGUAGGAGGUCGGGUUCAGAGUUCUUUGAGCUUGAAGCCGCGGUGGAUAGCGAUGAGGAAGAGGAGGAGGAGGAGGAGGGCGAUGAUGAUUUUAUCGACCAAGGGGCUGACUUACCUGACGAGGAUGAUGUUAGAAGAGCACGUCAGAGUUCAAGAGCUUUUAUGCAAGAUGAAAACGAAGAUGUGGAGGAUUUGGAGAGAAGAAUUAAUGAAAGAUAUAGAAGGCCAGUCCAUAUAGAAUAUGGUGAGGAUGCUACUGAUGUUGAGCAGCAAUCUCUUCUGCCAUCAGUUAAGGAUCCAAAACUAUGGAUGGUAAAAUGUGCGAUUGGUCAUGAGCGUGAGACCGCUAUCUGCCUCAUGCAAAAGUUCAUUGAUAGGUCAGAUAUCCAGAUCAGAUCCGCUGUUGCUUUGGAUCAUCUAAAAAACUACAUCUAUGUUGAAGCAGACAAAGAAGCCCAUGUUAAGGAGGCUUGCAAAGGUUUAAGGAAUAUAUUCAGCUCAGCAAAAAUCAUGCUUGUGCCUAUAAAGGAGAUGACUGAUGUUCUUUCUGUUGAGAGCAAAUCUGUUGAUCUCUCCAGGGACACAUGGGUCCGAAUGAAACUUGGCAUAUACAAAGGAGAUCUUGCUAAAGUUGUUGAUGUUGAUAAUGUUCGACAGAAGGUUACAGUCAAGCUGAUCCCCAGAAUUGACUUACAAAUGAUUGCUAAUAAAUUGGAAGGUAGGGAGGUUGUGAAGAAAAAGACAUUUGUUCCCCCUGCUCGUUUUUUUAAUAUUGAUGAAGCAAGAGAGAUGCACAUCCGUGUCGAACGGAGGAGGGACAGAGACACUGGUGACUAUUAUGAAACCAUAGAUAAUAUGAUGUUCAAAGAUGGAUUUCUAUAUAAAACAGUGUCUAUGAAGUCAAUUAGUGCUCAGAAUAUACAGCCAACUUUUGAUGAGCUUGAAAAAUUUCGGAAGCCUGGAGAAGACGGCAAUGGUGAUGUGGCUAGUUUGUCUACUUUAUUUGCAAACAGAAAGAAAGGUCACUUUAUGAAGGGUGAUGCUGUUGUUGUCAUUCGUGGUGAUCUAAAAAAUCUUAUGGGAUGGGUGGAAAAAGUAGAAGAAGAGAAUGUUCAUAUCCGACCAAAGAUGUCGGGCUUGCCAAAAACUCUGGCUUUUAAUGAGAAGGAGCUGUGCAAGUAUUUUAAACCUGGAGAUCAUGUGAAAGUGGUCUCUGGUGUUCAGGAAGGUGCAACCGGUAUGGUGGUGAAGGUUGACGGCCAUGUUCUCACCAUCUUAUCAGACAGUACCAAAGAAGAUAUCCGUGUUUUUGCCGAUAAUGUUGUGGAGAGUUCUGAAGUAACUGCAGGCAUUACUAGAAUUGGGGAUUAUGAGUUGCAUGAUCUUGUACAGCUCGACAACCUGUCGUUUGGCGUAAUAAUCCGUGUGGAAAAUGAAGCAUUUCAGGUGCUUAAAGGAGUUCCAGAUAGGCCUGAGGUUGUGCUUGUUAAACUGAGGGAAAUCAAAAGCAAAAUUGAAAGACGGGCUAAUGCCCAAGAUAGAUCUCGGAACAUAGUUUCUUCUAAGGAUGUUGUGAGGGUUCUAGAGGGACCGUGCAAGGGGAAGCAAGGUCCUGUUGAACACAUACACAAAGGGAUCCUUUUCAUUUAUGACCGUCAUCACCUUGAACAUGCUGGUUUCAUUUGUGUGAAAGCUCAGUCUUGCAUUGUUGUUGGUGGAUCAAAUGCUUCUGAUUCAUUUGAUCGAUUUUCUGGGUUGAGAUCUUCUGCUCAGAUCACUCAGUCCCCAAGACUGACUACCAGGGGAGGGAGGCCUCCGAUUGACUUUGGGGGAAGACAUAGAGGUGGAAGAGGAAAUGAUCCUAUAGUUGGUAGAGUUAUCAAGAUUCGCAGAGGUCCUUUGAAAGGAUACCGUGGUCGUGUAAAAGAGGUCACAGGUUCACUUGUGCGGGUUGAACUUGAUUCACAAAUGAAAAUUGUUACAGUUAAAAGAGAUGAAAUUUCUGACAUAGCUGGUACCAUUGGAACCCCAGGCCGUGAAACACCUAGAUAUGGCUUUGGUAGUGAAACACCUUUGCACCUGCCUCAGACUCCACUACAUCCUUAUCAGACUCCUAUGAGAGAUCCCGAGGUUUCUACACCUAUACACGAUGGUAUGAGAACACCUAUGCGUGAUCGGGCUUGGGCUCCAAUGAGUCCUCCAAGGGACUGGGAAGAUGGCAAUCCCGCCUCUUGGGGAACUAGUCCUCAAUAUCAGCCAGGAACUCCUCCUGCCCGACCUUAUGAGGCACCUACUCCUGGUUCUGGCUGGGCGAACACACCAGGUGGUAAUUAUAGCGACUCGGCAACACCAAGGGAAAGUAGCCCAAUAUAUGGAAAUGCUGCCAGUCCUUAUGUGCCUUCAACACGUGGACAGCCGAUGACUCCUAGUUAAUUGUACCUUCCUGGCACUCCUGGUGGGCAGCCAAUGACACCUGGCAAUGUGGGAUUGGAUGUGAUGUCUCCUGCAAUAGGUGGAGAAGGCGAAGGCACUUGGUUUAUGCCCGAUGUUCUGGUGAACGUCCGACGGGCCGGAGAGGAUUACAAUAUCGGAGUUGUUAGGGAGGUGCUGAUGGAUGGAUCCUAUAAGGUUGCUCUUGGAUCAACAGGCAACGGCGACCUUGUAACAGCCCUGCAAACCGAAUUGGAAAAAGUAAGACCUAAGAAAUCCGACAAGAUCAAGAUCAUGAAUGGCUCGUUACGUGGGUACACCGGAAAACUCAUCGGUAUCGAUGGCUCGGACGGAAUAGUAAAACUCGAUGAGACUUAUGAAGUCAAGAUAUUGGAUAUGGAUAUCCUUGCCAAACUUGCAAUGCAGUAAAAAGGUCAGUCAUUUUUCCAGGAUCAUCAAAUUGAGAUGUGCUUCAUCUUUCCACGUAAUUCUUUGCUUAAGGGAAUACUUGACCAUGGAGCUGUAAAAUGUAUAUUUUGUCUUCAAAAAUAGAAUUUUAUUGUGAUGUAGUUUGGUGAGAAAAAUUAAUUUGAUCUUUUAAUAGCAAGUGUUGGCAAUUGGUUGAUUAGAUA
Dioscorea cayenensis subsp. rotundata (Guinea yam) is the source of this 3534-nucleotide messenger RNA. Its product is annotated as putative transcription elongation factor SPT5 homolog 1. Gene Ontology annotation, biological process: regulation of DNA-templated transcription elongation; transcription elongation by RNA polymerase II; transcription elongation-coupled chromatin remodeling. Gene Ontology annotation, molecular function: structural constituent of ribosome; mRNA binding. Gene Ontology annotation, cellular component: ribosome; DSIF complex. The record is from RefSeq and is a predicted model, not a curated record. NCBI's taxonomy places the organism in Eukaryota, Viridiplantae, Streptophyta, Magnoliopsida, Dioscoreales, Dioscoreaceae.